Folsomia candida is the source of this 1060-nucleotide messenger RNA. RefSeq lists its product as uncharacterized. The record is from RefSeq and is a predicted model, not a curated record. NCBI's taxonomy places the organism in Eukaryota, Metazoa, Arthropoda, Collembola, Entomobryomorpha, Isotomidae. The coding region runs from base 87 to 776 and encodes 229 amino acids. The transcript has 4 exons.
UUCUUAAAAGUUUUCAUUCCUUAACCCACUGCCUACUUGAGUGGACAAAUCAUUUCCAAAUUUCUCUUUAAAAUAUUUCCAAGAAAAUGGGGGUUCUUAACUGCUUCUGUGGUUCACUGCAGACUUGGACGAAAGUUGUCGCAAUUUUGCAAAUUAUUAUGGUAUCAGCUUCACUUUACGCUGGCGUCAGUAUUCUCAUUACUGGUGAUCGUCUCACACACGCCGAUCCAACUGCCCCCAACGGAACCACGGCCGGGGGGAUAGCGACAACCACGUCGGAUUCUCAAUUUGACCCGACCUCAACCCAUCCCUCAGACCGUUUCAAUUCUGUCAACAAAUCCGCCAUGAUCCAAGCCGUGGAAGACUUGAAACAGAGUACGAUUAAACUGGUGAACCUUAUCGGUGAAAUCUUAAUCAUGGUCAGCACUUACGUCAUUCUGAAGGGACUCGUCAACCUGGUCUUGUCCAUCAUUUUGUUCCACGGGGCGUCAAAGCGAAUCGUUGGCAAGUGUCGACCCUGGCUCAUCGCGCAAGCCAUCUUUCUCUUUCUGGAGACCGGCUUCUAUUUUGUGAGCUUGUCAUCCUCCUAUUCUGACGAACGUGCCGCCUGUAUCGGAGCUGUUGGGCUUAUCAUCAACGCGUACUGCAUGUGGGUCGUGUACGCUUUCAUAAAUGAGUUGCGGGGGGAAAAAGCAGCCAAUAAGCGGGUGGGACUUGGGAAAGCAUGUCAUGAAGAAAAGGAGUGUUUUUGCGCUUUUGCCCAUUUUCAUUUUUAAAAGGGAAAUAUAUAGCAAUUGGUUUUGAAGACAUAGAAUUUAAUAAAAUUUUGACGUGCGUGCAAGCUUAAGUACAAUUUUAGACACAAUUUAACUGAUUUGCAUGCAAUAUUAACUAUACUACUUAGUAUGCAUAAAUAAAAUAUGUUUUCUUGUGCUGCAUUUUUGGGGAGAUGUAUCUGUUGCCCGUUAUUUCUUACGAUUACGAAGCUAAUUAAAUACCAUUCUGUAAAAUGAGUCGUUAAAAUGAGAACUUUUGUGAAUAAAUUAUAUCUGCAUGCAAA